AGCUCCCGGCCGUUUCAGAUCCUGAUUCAACGAGUUUCCCCCAACGACCUCCACGCCCCUCGAUCCGUCCGGAACCCGCCGCGCUCCCCUCGAUCCCCGUCCAAGCCCAGAUCCGACGGACACGGAGCCCUGGCUUCCGCAGCGAGCCCCUCCCAUAAAUUCCGCCGCCCGGGAGGGAGGGAAACUGGGAAGCAGUUGUUGAGACUCGAAACACCAGCGAUUCGGCUCGGCAGAUAGGAGGGGGGAUGGAUCCCGUGGAGGCGGAGGAGCAGCAGACGGAGCCGCCGGACGACGAGGCCUACGCCGAGGCAGAUCCCACCGGCCGCUUCAUCCGGUACGAUGAGAUCUUGGGAUCGGGUGCCGUCAAAACAGUCUACAAGGCCUUCGAUAAGCUGGAGGGCGAUGAGGUCGCGUGGUGCCAAACACGGAUUGAUGAUUCUGUCAUGGGUUCCUCAGAGAAGAUGGCACAACUGAAUACGGAGAUCAGUCUGUUGAAGACGCUGAGGCACAAGAACAUUCAGAAGUUGUUUGCCUCAUGGAUUGAUGAGGACAAGAAGACAGUUAACAUCAUCACAGAGCUCUGCACAUCCGGCAGUUUGAGGCAGUUUCGUAAGAAGCACAACAAAGUCGGUAUGAAGGCUAUGAGAGGAUGGGCAAUACAGAUAUUGACAGGGCUGGAAUACCUUCACAGUCAAGAGCCAGCGAUUAUUCAUAGGGAUUUAAAGUGUGACAACAUAUUCAUAAAUGGUCAUGAUGGACAAGUGAAGAUUGGCGACUUUGGUCUGGCGACAUUUUUGCAUCAACGGAAAAUGAGAAGUAUCAAAGGCACAUUAGAGUUUAUGGCACCAGAACUCUUCACUGGGAAAUACAAUGAGUUGGUGGAUAUAUAUUCAUUUGGGAUGUGCAUGCUUGAAAUGGUGACAUGUGAAUAUCCAUACAGUGAAUGCGAAGGCAAGCCAUGGAUAUACAAGAAAAUUUCUGAAGGUAUAAAACCAGCUGUGCUUUCCAAGGUUGAAGAUGCAGAAGUAAGAGGUUUCAUAGAAAUCUGUUUGGCUCCGGCAGCUGAAAGACUUUGUGCAAGUGAGCUCUUAAAGAACUGUUUCCUCCAGAAAGACAAGCCUAUCCCAGCGCCUGCGCCUCCUAUUUCAGUCUCUCUGGUCUCGAGUGUGACUAAAGAUGGGCGGCAGUCUGCCAGUUUCAUGCUAUGGAAGGGUGAAUUCUCACUGAAAGGCGAUAUGCAUGUCACCGACCAUGUUAAUUUAUCACUAAGAUUUCCUGAUCCCAGUGGUUGUUUUAAGAAUGCCGAGUUCCCGUUCGAUGUGGACCAAGAUACCAGCCUUUCUGUGGCUCUGGAAAUGGUCGACACUUUCGGAUUGCCGCAAGGGAACAUGCAGAUCAUAGCGCAGCUGAUUGAGGUGUUCUUGCUCAUCCUGAUCCCUGAAUGGGUGCCCUGCGUCGCUGUCGGACGGGUGGUUGUGGUUCCUGAGAGUGCAAACAGCCACAGCUACAUCUCCAAAAGAAUCAUGAACUGCAGGCAGCUCAGAUUGGCCGUCCUAGGAUAGUACUGUUUUCCCCAAGCUAGUGUAUCUUCAGGUUUUUUGUUUAGUCAGAUGAAUUUGGCCUUGCUCCAGCCUCUGGUGCGGCUCAUUUUACAGUGCCCACUCGAUGUGCUGCUAGACAUGGCAUUUUUCGUUGAUGAUGGUGAAAGUUAGUGCAGAUCUACUAGAUUCAUUGAUUGAGAUUUAUCAGUUGGAGGUAGUUCGAAUGUGUCCCUUUUUUAUUUUAAGUUGUUGUGUUCAAUCCAAUUUUGGAUUCUAAAUUUUUCCUGGUUUCCAGUUGAAAUUCAUGAACUUGAAUCUGUUAAGUGUGUGCAUUGCGCGCCAGCCUCUAGUGGUAUUCUUGUAACUCAUUUUGUCACGAUGUCUCUCUCAGAAGUCUUCAAAUAUAGAGAACUGAAAACCAAGUUUAUCUCCAUCAACAUAGAAUCAAAUAAAACUAUCUGUACCAAAGGAGACCAAACAUUCUCCACCCAUUAAAAACUAAAUAACCAUAAAGUGUGAGUUUACGGGUCAAAAGUGGUCGCAGGAAAGAAGUGACUCAAGCUCCUCCGUUCACAAAUAUAAGAUGUUCCCUUUGAUCUAUAUUAAUUGACACAGCCGACAAUGUUUUACAUUCUAGAGACCGUGUCAAUUAAUUUGGAUCCGAGGGAGCAACUUUUUUCCGACAGGCACAUUUUAGUGUGUUUUUUCACUCUUUAUAUAUGAUGAUUACUUGUGCUAUCUCUUUUUUAUUUAUGAUACUGCAACAUUCAAUUCUCCCUGGCUGAAAUAGGUUACAUAUACACCCAAACCGACAACAACAGGUGGACCUCCUUGCUACCAUAGCAAACCGAGCAUAGAUAGAUGAGCAUCCCUCUAUAAAUACAAUCACAAA
This is a messenger RNA of Triticum urartu, 2433 nucleotides long. Its product is annotated as putative serine/threonine-protein kinase WNK9. Gene Ontology annotation, molecular function: ATP binding; protein kinase activity. The record is from RefSeq and is a predicted model, not a curated record. Gene Ontology annotation, biological process: protein phosphorylation. Lineage: Eukaryota; Viridiplantae; Streptophyta; Magnoliopsida; Poales; Poaceae.